This is a messenger RNA of Limanda limanda (common dab), 2250 nucleotides long. It is a transcript of the gene fap, whose product is annotated as fibroblast activation protein, alpha. NCBI's taxonomy places the organism in Eukaryota, Metazoa, Chordata, Actinopteri, Pleuronectiformes, Pleuronectidae. The record is from RefSeq and is a predicted model, not a curated record. Bases 1 to 2250 code for a protein of 749 amino acids. Gene Ontology annotation, biological process: proteolysis. The transcript is spliced from 26 exons. Gene Ontology annotation, molecular function: dipeptidyl-peptidase activity; serine-type endopeptidase activity.
AUGCAUCACAAAGUCUGCAACAGGGUGCUGUUGGCGGUGGUAGGGGCGGCUGUCGUCAUCACGUUGAUCACAAUCCCAUCAGUCUAUUUCAGCAAGUCCGCUGCCAUCAAAAGGCCGUACGCCUUCGAGGAUUACUUCAAUGACACCAUAAGAUGGAGAUCCUACGGUUUAUAUUGGAUAUCAGAUACAGAAUAUCUGCAUAAAGCGAGCGACGGGAGUAUCUUUCUCCACAACGCAGAAACAAAGGAGGAGUCAAUAUAUUUGAGCAAUACAACCUUUGACCAAGUGGAUGCCAGAAAUUACAUGCUGUCUGGUGAUUAUAUAUACGUCGCUUUUGAAAGCAAUUUCACAGAGAAAUGGAGACAUUCAUACACGGCCUCGUACACCAUCUAUGACAGGGAGCGUUCGACAUUUGUUACGCCUGCGAAUCUUCCAACUGUGGUUCAGUACUUCUCCUGGGCGCCAACAGGAAGCCAAUAUGUUUACGUCUCAGACUUCAACAUUUUUUACAAACCUGUUGUCACUGCUGAAGCCAUCCAAGUGACUCACAAUGGAAAAAAGGAUGAGAUCCUCAAUGGCAUCCCUGACUGGGUGUAUGAGGAGGAAGUGUUUGCAUCAAACGGGGCAAUAUGGUGGUCGUCAACCGGGAAGUUCUUUUCUUAUCUGGAGUUAAAUGAUACAGAUGUUCACAAAGUGGAGUUCUCCUGGUAUGGAUCGGAGCAAUAUCCUCAAACCGUGGCUGUACCGUACCCUAAGGCUGGAUCGACCCUGACCAAGGUGAAACUGUUUGUGGUUGACACCAGGAAUCCAACCCUCCGCACACAGGUGCCGGCUCCUGCGUCCGUUUCUUCAGGUGAUCACAUUUUGUGCUCAGUGACCUGGGUUACAGACGAACGCUUCGCGGUGCAGUGGCUCACGAGGAAGCAGAAUUACGUGGUCGUGCAGAUCUAUGACCUCGAUGGAACCAUCUGGAGAGAAAUGCAGAACUUUGAGCAAACAAGCAAAACCGGCUGGGUCGGCCAUUAUGUGCCUUUACCUCUUUUCUUUGCUGAGGAUAAACUCAGUUUCUACAAAGUGAUGAGCGACACUCAGGGCUACAAGCACAUCCAUUAUAUAAAAGAUGGCAAAGCGACACCGAUCACCUCUGGGAAGUGGGAAGUCAUCUACAUCUCAAAAUUAACCAGUGAUGCCAUAUAUUACGUGAGCAACGAGUACAAAGGCAUAGCCGUAAAUAGACAUCUUUACAAACUUCUGAUUGGAAGCAGCUCCUCUGCCCCUCAGUGCCUCACCUGCGACCUGAACCAGGACAGGUGUCAGUACAACUCGGCUUACUUCAGCCUGGACGCCUCUUUCUACCGAAUGGACUGCUACGGACCUGGAUUGCCCCUCUACACACUCAUGGACAACAGGGGCCCAGGUGCAGAGCUGUCCAUCCUUGAAGACAACAAGGACUUGGGAAAUGUUCUGUCCGAAUUCCACAUGCCCACGAUGCAGUACGGCACACUGAAGGUUGCAGGAUUUGAUCUGUGGUAUCAAAUGAUGUUGCCGCCAAAUUUUAAGAAAUCAAAGAAAUACCCUCUUCUCAUUGACGUGUACGGCGGCCCCUGCAGCCAGAGGGUGAGCUACCGGUUCAAGCUGAACUGGGGCACGUACCUCUCCAGCUCACACGGGAUCAUAAUCGCCAGCUUCGAUGGAAGGGGAAGCGGUUACCAGGGCGACGAAAUAAUGCACGCGGUCUACAAGCGCCUCGGGACCUUCGAAGUGGAAGAUCAGAUAACUGCUGUGAGGAAAUUCAUUGACAUGGGUUUUAUCGACAAAGACAGAAUAGCCAUAUGGGGCUGGUCAUACGGUGGUUAUGUUACCUCAAUGGCCUUGGGAGCUGGAACUGGAGUCUUCAAGUGUGGAAUCGCAGUGGCUCCAGUAGCCAAGUGGGAUUAUUAUGAUGCGGUGUACACUGAACGCUACAUGGGUACACCUACAGAGAAUGCAGACGCUUACAAAAAUUCCACAGUGACAGCCAGAGCAAAGAACUUCAAAAAUGUGAACUAUCUAUUGAUUCAUGGCACAGCCGAUGACAACGUCCAUUUCCAGCAGGCGGCACAGAUUGCCAAAGCCCUGGUGUACUGGGAGGUGGACUUUGAGACGAUGUGGUAUACUGACAGGGACCACGCUCUCGGUGGACCGGCCUACCAUCACAUGUACAACGUCAUGAGUCACUUCCUGCAGAAGUGUCUCCUCAAUCCCAAAUAG